AUGGGGAAAGUCUGCACCAAAUUCCGCCGCAUCCUGCACAUCGACACCAUCUGGAGACGGCGCUGCCGGGAGGAGUUUGGCGUUUGUGAAAACUUGCAGGACCUGGAGACGGUGGGUACGUCUUACCGAGAAGUCUAUGCGAAGCUGCUCCACCCGCACAGACACAUCUUGGGAUUGUGGCAGCUAGAUACUAAGGGCCUUAAAACACUGCUGUAUGUCGCGGUGGACGGCUUAGGCAUCACUGGUUGGACAUACGUGCCUUGUCUUAACACCCAUGUGGAUGGCCCAAUGCAAUUCAAGCCCGCGUUCCGAAUCCGCCUGACGGAGACGAAAUCAGCCGUGGUGGAGUGCAUGGAAGGCCGCCACCGCCGGCCCCACUGCCGCCACCUGCGGAUUCGGAAGGACAGGCUCACCAGCCAGUGCAAGAAGACCGACCACCUAAAGGAUUCACCGACACGGCUUAGGGAGGAAUUCGGGACGGCGCUGUUUUUGGAUGACACACUGCGGUAUCACUGCCGGACCUACCGCCGCCUCUACCUCCCCUUCCACGGGAAGUGUGCCAGGCUCAAGCAAAUCACGGGAAUCACAUUCCACAUAUUACAGAUCCACCUCACGCGCCGCAUCGAGACGCGAGGGGGCGAGAUCUUCGGGGACGUCGACGAGCUCUCCCGCGUGGUCCGGGAGAUGGGGGAGCAGGUGCUCCGGGAGCAGCAGCAGCAGCAAGAAGACGGGACCGAGGACAGCGAGGGCCAUGGCGGGGAGAUGUGUUUCUAUGGCGUGGAAACUGGUACCCUAGAUGGCUCAGUCUGGCACUCUCCUGGAGUCGUCAUCCUGUUCGAUGAGAACCACUUGGGGUUCAUCGAUCCGGAGUUUAAAUCCUUCUUCCUGUUCGGCAGAGUCCAGAACACCUUCCAGAAUGUGGAGGCAGCAUCCCCACAGGCCUUUCCGGAGAUGAUCAAGAACAUUCACCCCGACCACGUUUACCACCCGUGA
This is a messenger RNA of Myotis daubentonii (Daubenton's bat), 993 nucleotides long. RefSeq names its product F-box only protein 31-like. The transcript is spliced from 4 exons. NCBI's taxonomy places the organism in Eukaryota, Metazoa, Chordata, Mammalia, Chiroptera, Vespertilionidae. The coding region runs from base 1 to 993 and encodes 330 amino acids. The record is from RefSeq and is a predicted model, not a curated record.